Phytomonas sp. Hart1 is the source of this 1233-nucleotide messenger RNA. The record is from the annotation of a GenBank genome assembly. Lineage: Eukaryota; Euglenozoa; Kinetoplastea; Trypanosomatida; Trypanosomatidae.
AUGUUAAGAUUAUCGAAAGCCAGCUUAAAGGCCAUUGUCUUAUCGAGUUCUGGUAUUAGCAGUAGAAUAAGGCAACAUGUUGCUCUGGAGGUUUCAAAGCUUUCUCGACCACCACAUCUUGCAGUACUUCUUGUUGGUUCACGGCCUGAUUCGCUUAGUUAUAUUCACCAUAAGAAAAAGGCAGCAAAAGAGUGUGGUAUACAUUUUGAACUGAUACAUUUAUCAGAAAGUAUCUCUCAGGCGGCACUUCAUCAAGAACUCAGUGAGGUAGGUAAUAAUCCUGCCAUAGAUGGUGUACUUUUGCAAUUACCUCUUCCAAAACACUUGCAUGUGACAUCGUCUCUUUUUCAUAUUCAUCCCAAUAAAGAUGUUGACGGACUGCACCUUAUAAACUCCGGUAAUUUGUUUCUUCGUGAUAGAGUUUCCCUUACCGACUUUUUAGGAUCGCAAUUUUCUGAACAAAUUAUGGAUGAUAGUUUGCUUGAAGACACUAUCACAAGUACUGGUUGUGGAUGUUUUGUUCCACUUACGCGCCGAUCACAUGAAGACAAUUAUUUUGUUCCAUGUACUGCGCUUUCUGUCCGGAGUAUUUUGCUUUUUUAUCUUUAUAAAGAAAAAAAGAUCUCUCCAUUUGUGUCUGGAACCCCAAUGUGCAAUCUACAUGUCGUAAUAGUUAGCAAAAGCAUGGUGGUUGGUAUACCUACUGCAGCUUUAUUGCAAAAAGAAGGGUUUAUUGUCAGUAUUUGUGAUCGUAAUAAUUCACUUGACGACAUACAAAGGAUUAUGAAAACAGGUGAUAUUGUUAUUACUGCAUAUGGCCAAGCAGAAAUCUUCGAUGCCGACUUCUUCAAAAAGGGUGCUGUAAUAAUUGACGUAGGAAUAAAUGAGCUACUGGAUGAGAAAAAUGGCAACGUAAAUUUAUUAUCAACAAGACGCAAAAUAUGUGGUGACGUUAAUCUCAAGUCUGUUUUGGAAGUAGCUAGUGCCAUUUCACCGACCCCUGGUGGAGUAGGGCCUUUGACAGUUGCAUAUUUAAUGCAAAAUAUAUUAAAGGCAUCAUGUCUACGAGAUAGGGAUGGAGUCUUUAUGAACAAUAUAUAUUCAUCAUUUCUAAAAAUGUAUGAAACAGAUGAUACAUCUAAUCCGAACAUAACACUUCUAUCACCGCAUCAAUCUCUUAUGGAAAUUAACAGACAGGGAGAGAAUGUAGAUAACAGUAAUUUCGAAUUUUGA